This is a messenger RNA of Aspergillus clavatus NRRL 1, 1236 nucleotides long. RefSeq names its product bifunctional chorismate synthase/riboflavin reductase [NAD(P)H] ARO2. The record is from RefSeq and is a predicted model, not a curated record. Gene Ontology annotation, molecular function: FMN binding; chorismate synthase activity. Gene Ontology annotation, biological process: aromatic amino acid biosynthetic process; chorismate biosynthetic process. The transcript is spliced from 3 exons. NCBI's taxonomy places the organism in Eukaryota, Fungi, Ascomycota, Eurotiomycetes, Eurotiales, Aspergillaceae. Gene Ontology annotation, cellular component: cytosol. Bases 1 to 1236 code for a protein of 411 amino acids.
AUGUCGACGUGGGGAGAACACUUUCGGGUCACCACUUAUGGUGAAUCCCACUGCCGCUCCGUCGGCUGCAUCGUCGAUGGCUGCCCUCCAGGCAUGGAGCUCACAGAAGAGGACAUUCAGCCUCAGAUGACUCGCAGACGUCCUGGCCAGAGUGCCUUGACGACCCCCAGAGAUGAGAAGGACCGUGUAGAAAUUCAGUCCGGAACAGAGUUCGGUGUCACCCUGGGUACCCCGAUUGGAAUGAUGGUUCGCAACGAGGAUCAGAGACCCAAGGACUACGGCGGCAGCACAAUGGACCUGUUCCCCCGUCCCAGCCACGCUGACUACACCUACCUGGAGAAAUACGGCGUCAAGGCCAGCAGUGGUGGUGGCCGGAGUAGUGCGCGUGAGACAAUCGGCCGUGUCGCUGCCGGAGCCAUCGCUGAGAAGUACCUUCGCCUCUCCCACGGUGUCGAGAUCGUCGCCUUCGUCUCCUCCGUGGGCAGCGAGCAUCUAUUCCCCCCAACCCCCGAACAUCCUUCCCCAUCGACAAACCCCGAGUUCCUGAAACUCGUCGAGACCAUUGACCGCAAGACGGUCGACGCCUUUGUGCCCACGCGCUGCCCCGACGAGGCUGCCGCCGCGCGCAUGACCAAGGUGAUCGAGACCUUCCGCGAUAACCACGACAGCAUCGGCGGCACCGUCACCUGCGUGAUCCGCAACGUUCCCGUCGGGCUGGGCGAGCCGUGCUUCGACAAACUCGAGGCCAAGCUGGCGCACGCCAUGCUCAGCAUCCCCGCCACCAAGGGCUUCGAGAUCGGCUCCGGAUUCGGCGGCUGCGAGGUGCCCGGCUCCAUCCACAACGACCCCUUCAUCGUCUCUGAGGUCGCCGGCCCCUCCGGCACCACCCAGCGCCUCACCACCAAGACCAACAACUCCGGCGGCAUCCAGGGUGGCAUCUCCAACGGCGCUUCCAUCUACUUCCGCGUCGGGUUCAAGCCCGCCGCCACCAUCGGCCAGGCCCAGACCACCGCCUCCUACAGCUUCGAGGAGGGUGUCCUCGAGGCAAAGGGCCGCCACGACCCUUGCGUCACCCCGCGUGCCGUUCCCAUCGUCGAGGCUAUGUCCGCCCUCGUCGUCAUGGAUGCCCUCAUGGCCCAGUAUGCCCGCGAGAGCGCAAAGAAUCUGCUGCCUCCGCUGCCCAAGACCCUCCCCACCAGGCCUACACUUGGCUCCGGCACUGCUGCCUCAUCAUAG